Ictalurus punctatus (channel catfish) is the source of this 1603-nucleotide messenger RNA. It is a transcript of the gene tifa, whose product is annotated as TRAF interacting protein with forkhead associated domain. The record is from RefSeq and is a predicted model, not a curated record. Bases 420 to 995 code for a protein of 191 amino acids. Gene Ontology annotation, biological process: canonical NF-kappaB signal transduction. Gene Ontology annotation, molecular function: protein binding. The transcript is spliced from 3 exons. NCBI's taxonomy places the organism in Eukaryota, Metazoa, Chordata, Actinopteri, Siluriformes, Ictaluridae.
UGUCCUGUGUGGUGGAUGGGCUGAACAAGCACGAGAACAACACUGACUGUGGUAGAUGGUACAUUUUCAAUUGCCUCAGAAAGUACAUCCAAACGGAGAUUUUCCUGAGAGUACUCCAGUACUAAGAGAAGAAAGUUGUUGAUCCACCUACAAGGAGAGUCCAACACAGACAUCUGGGAGAGUUUGGCCUGUUGGAGCUAAGGGAAGAUUAAGUGCAGACAGAAUCUCCAGAUCUGUGCAAUUCAGAUCUUCAGGGUUUGUUUCAGAUGAGAGCUCCGUUAGUUUGAAGAUGAGCAAUGUGCUACACAGUCGAAGAGUGUUUCACUCCAAAGCAGAAGACAAAAGCAGGACGUGUUUAAGAUAGUGCUUUGGUGUUAAAAGUUGACAUUCUAAAGAGAAGUCUGAGAUCACCCAGAACAAUGCUGGCUGUAUCUCAAACCAUGGUGACGGAGGAAAGCCUCACCUGUCUCCACAUUCAGCUGUAUCAUCCAGACCAGUCCACGCAACCUCUGUUCAGCUUUCUGCGCAUGAAAGAACCUUACAAGAUCAGCGUCGAAGAUCCCAUCAGGCUGGGCCGAGAUGGACAGUCGUGCUCGUUUGUGCUGAAUGACACCCGUGUCUCCCGAAAGCAGCUCUCCAUCCAGGGGUAUCGCAAGGCUGGUAGCCCAAACCUACACUUCACUGUGCAGAACAUGAGCCAGAGAAGCAAGGUUAUGGUAAACGGGUAUGAACUGGGCCAUCUGGAGCGGGCUGAUCUGCAGGAAAAGGCCCUGCUCAGAUUUAGCAAGUAUGAGUUGCUGAUUUGGCAAGAGCCUGGUGAGGCACAGGAGAGAUUUGAAGUUUUGUUUGAAAAGCUGAAUGUUUCCCCGUCAAGGGAAAUGGGUAUAGACGUGCCAUGCAGGAUAGCAGUGAUGGAUACAGGUGUGAGAAACUGUCAGAAUGGACCACCAAUGAUUCCAGAGCCACUGGAAAGUGAUGAGACACUGUAUAUGUAGCAGUCAAGAGAACAUUUUUAGGGAUCCAAAGAUGAGCCGAGGGGUUAUUUUUAGUGCAAGGAUGGUACGAGGCUGCUGAUUUAGCACAUGACAUUUCCUCAUUUCAUUGUGUAUGAGGACAAACAUGUUCACAGUUACAGAGUUUUGGUUCUGUUCUGUCAUUCUUGUCAUGUUUUUUUUUUCUUGCCUGAACUCUAUCUUUUGAUUCUGUUACUUAAAUACUUUUUGUAAAUUGUUGACAAAUAGUUGAACAAUAUUUUGAGUAGCAUUUCUGACUCGUUUACUAUAUUUUUUUGCUAACUGCCACUGAGGCAGAUGUUUAGCUUCUCUCUCUGUAUAAAAUUGUCAUAAACACUUAACUGCACAUUAUUAUUUAUCUAAGACUAUCAUUAAGACUAACUACCAUGCAUUUAUUUAGUAUGUACAUAUAUAGUGUUACACAGGCCAUGGUAAAGUGUACAAUAGCAUACCAUCCUUUUAAAAAAUGUGAAUUAGUUAAAGAAGCAUUAUUAUUAUUAUUAUUAUUAUUAUUAUUAUUAUUAUUAUGAACAUGUCUCUUUUUUAACCAUAAUUCUGUUUUAAACAAAUAAAAACAAUCUUGCAAACUU